AUGCCAGAAGGAACGCUUGAAGUUCUUCUCGUUUGCGCCAAAGGCCUCGAGAACACCGAUUUUCUGUCACACAUGGACGCCUAUGUUCUUCUCACUUGCCGGACCCAGGAGCAGAAAAGCAGUGUUGCAUCAGGUCAAGGAUCUGAACCGCAAUGGAAUGAGACAUUUGUUUUCACAGUCAUGACUGGUGAAGCUUCAGAGCUCAAUCUGAAGAUAAUGGAUAAAGAUUCUUUCACCAACGAUGAUUUUGUUGGAGAAGCCACAAUUCCUUUAGAGGCGUUGUUCAUAGAAGGGAGCCUGCCGCCCACUUUAUACAGAGUUGUCAAGGAUGAGGAAUAUCGAGGAGAAAUUAGAGUUGGCAUGACUUUCACUCCUGAGGAGAGCUAUGGUGGAUGGAAAGAAUCAUCAAGAGAAGAAGAGGAGAGCUAUGGUGGAUGGAAAGAAUCAUCUUACUAG
Molecule: messenger RNA, 456 nt
Organism: Juglans microcarpa x Juglans regia
Lineage: Eukaryota; Viridiplantae; Streptophyta; Magnoliopsida; Fagales; Juglandaceae
Product: elicitor-responsive protein 3-like
Exons: 5
Coding region: 1-456 (151 amino acids)
Source: RefSeq, a predicted model, not a curated record